Molecule: messenger RNA, 1193 nt
Organism: Drosophila navojoa
Lineage: Eukaryota; Metazoa; Arthropoda; Insecta; Diptera; Drosophilidae
Product: transmembrane reductase CYB561D2
Molecular function (GO): transmembrane monodehydroascorbate reductase activity
Source: RefSeq, a predicted model, not a curated record
GGCUAUAGUCAAUGGGCGUACUUCUGACUCGCGGAAACCAAUAAUAAAUUCCAGCUCAUAUAAAUUCGCUUUGGCUUUUAUGAUUUCGUCCGACGACAAAUCGAAAUAAUUACCGUGAAUUUGAAUUUACAGGGUAUUAAGACCAAGCAUUUGGGGCCACGAUGACAGAACAUCUCCCGCCGGUCAUCAGUAGCACGCAGAAAGUGAUCGACUACGGCAGCACGGCGAGAGCUGACCCAGCCACAAAUCUGCUUUCGCAAUCGCCUCCAACAGCUCCAAGCGCACGAGCCCAGCGAUCGCCCGCCUUUGUGGACCUGAGCGAAUCUUCCGGUGGCCAUCGAUAUUCAAGGAUGUCGCACAAAUUACCGCUUAGUGAGACCGAGCAGCCGCUGCAGCGCCUGGAGUACUCUCUGAAUGUGCUGAACCAAAUGUGCAUUGGAUUUGUCACCAUCUACAUGUCGUAUCUCACGCUGCAGACGGGCCUCGCAGGCACCGGACUGCACGCCUGGCUGGUUACCAUUGGGUUCUCCUUCUUCAUGGCGGAAGGCGUAAUGGUCCACUAUGGAGGCAACGUGCUAACGAACAGCUACAAGCGAUCCACCAAGACCACCAUCCAUUGGGUCCUACUGACGCUGGGCGGUGGCUGUGGGGCAGCCGGUGCCCUGAUCAAAAUGAUACAGAAGGGAUUUAUGCUGCAGUCCGUCCACGGCAGGUUGGGCAUUACCGCCUUUAUACUCUGUCUCCUGGCCAUGAGCUCCGGUCUGGCAGCUCUCUGCUCGGCGCGCGUUAAGAAAGUGAUCACGCCGCUGCUAAACAAAACAUUGCACAAUUUCCUGGGCUUCGCCUGCUUUGUCAUCGCCUUGGUCACCCAGUAUUACGGGUAUGAGACGGGCUACUUUAAGAGCCGCACCAAGGCCGACUUCCAAAUCUUGAUGAAGUGCAUAACGCUUAUUUCCCUGGUGCUCAGCAGCUAUGGUCCAAUGAAGGGGCUCUAUCAUAGAAUAAAAUCAAUUUCAAGGCAGUUCUAAAUCGGACGCAGAUUAGUUGGCGACACUUUAAAACAGAUCUGUGUGAUCAGUCUUCCUUAUCGCAACCCAGCAACCCUCUGUUAUUGAAUUGCAAACUGCUUUACUUGACUUUAAAGCCGUGAAUUCCCCAACUAUACCUCAUGCCUGCACUGGAAUUCCCCCAUA